UGGUUCGUGUUUGCAUCGGUCGCGAUUUCUGAGCUUUUCCUUCAAAGGAAAAUGUACUUUCAUGGUGUUAUCAUCAGUUGCUGUAUUUUGGUUAGCCUGACCAAUUCCAUUCACGUUAAAGGACCGGAAGAUGACGAGUGGGCGGAUGGAUUGUUGCGAAAAAAACGAUCAGUGGACAAAGAUGAGGCGCUUGCCAAAGAUUUCCUCUCGUUCCACAACCUGAGGGCUUCUGAUAUGUGUUACCAAACUAAUAUCGCCGAAUGGAGAUAUGCGUCGGAUAUCACGACGGAAAAUGAACGCCUUAAGCUAGAACACAGUCUAGUGGCUGCCCGAUUCGAAAAAGAAGCCUGGAAAAAUAUCACCAGUUUCAAUUGGGAACUCUUCACUGACCCCGAUUUGAAACGCAAAUUUCGUCUUCUUUCUGUAUUGGGACCAUCUGCGCUUCCUGAAGAAAAACUGACACAGUACCGCAAAUCUAUCGACGGAAUGGAGAAAAUUUACAGCACGGCCAAAAUCUGUUCGUACACCAAUCCGGCUGAUUGUGGUCUCAGCCUGGAUCCUGAUUUAACCGAGAAAAUGCGCUCUAGCCGGAAUUUUGAAGAAUUGAAACAUGUUUGGCAUCAGUGGCAUCAACAGAGUGGCGGGAAAAUGCGCAGUCACUAUGAACGAUUCGUUGAGUUGAGCAAUGAAGCUGCGCGAAUGAACAAUUUCAGUGACACUGGAGCUUACUGGUUACGCAACUACGAGUCUGACACGUUCAAGAAAGAUAUCGAAGGAUUGUGGCAAACUAUAAAACCAUUUUACCUACAGCUGCAUGCGUACGUCCGUGCUAAACUGAGAGCUCAUUAUGGCGAGGACAAGGUCCCCAAGAAUCAACCGAUUCCUGCUCAUUUGCUGGGCAAUAUGUGGGCGCAAGCGUGGGCAAAUAUCAAUGAAUUAGUAAUACCGUACCCUGGCAAAAUGUCGGUAGAUGUCACACCGGAAAUGCUAAAGCAGGGCUAUACUCCGAAGAAAAUGUUUCAAAUGUCUGAGGAUUUCUUUACCUCGUUGGGUUUACUUCCUACUCCUCCAGAGUUCUGGAGUGGAUCUAUCAUCGAGAAACCGACCGACAGAGAAAUCGUUUGCCACGCUUCAGCUUGGGAUUUUUGCAACGGAAAAGAUUUCCGUAUCAAGCAGUGUACUCGGGUCGACAUGGAAGACUUCAUCACUGUCCACCACGAAAUGGGACACAUUCAAUACUUUCUGCAGUACAAACACCAGCCGCUAGUUUAUCGAGAAGGAGCCAAUUCAGGAUUUCACGAAGCGGUUGGCGAUGCACUAGCUCUCUCUGUCCAAACUACCAAACAUCUCAAAGAAAUUGGCUUGCUGGACAAAUCAUCCCCGCAAGAUCAUGAAGCCACCAUUAAUUAUCUGUUGCUGACGGCCUUGGAUAAGAUUGCCUUUUUCCCAUUCGCUUACAUCAUGGAUAAAUGGCGUUGGGACGUGUUUGAUGGGUCCAUUUCAUCAGCGGAUUACAAUUGUCACUGGUGGAAACUACGUGAGGAGUACCAAGGCAUCCGGUCACCAGUGACAAGAUCAGAAGUCGAUUUCGAUCCUGGUGCAAAGUAUCACAUUGCAGCCAACGUCGAAUACAUUCGGUACUUUGUGAGUUUCGUCAUCCAGUUCCAGUUCUAUAAAUCCAUGUGCAUCGCAGCUGGUCAGUAUGAUCCAAAUAAUCCUGCACGACCGCUCCACGAAUGCGAUUUUUACCGAAGUAAAGAGGCGGGAGCUAAAUUAGGAGCCAUGUUGGCUAUGGGAUCGUCGCGACCUUGGCCGGAAGCAAUGCGAGCCCUUACGGGACAAGACCGCAUGGAUGCCAGCGCCUUCCGUGAAUAUUUUAAGCCACUUGAAGAUUGGCUGAUUGCCAAGAACAAAGAACUCGGCGAACCUGUUGGAUGGAGCUCAGAGGGCAUGAAUUGUCAGAAAAAUGCUCCCGAAUCAACAACGCAAGAUCCACCUACAACACAACGGCCUAGCUCCAGUGGUCAAAUUUUGCCUCAUCUUUGGAUUGUAGCUUUCAUUUAUUCUCUUCUUUAUUUUGUUUUCUAAACAGGGAUAGUUGAGUUGUUUUGUUGCCUUUUUCAUCAACAGGUUCAAGACAUAGCUUUCAUCAGAUAGUUUCUGGGUCUUUUUUCUUUUUCAGGAAUGGUUUUUCAAGAGUUAUAAACAGAGACCGUUUUUGUAGCAGAAUUACAACGACGAAUACAGUCUAUAGAACCGGA
This is a messenger RNA of Daphnia carinata, 2261 nucleotides long. Its product is annotated as angiotensin-converting enzyme-like. The coding region runs from base 52 to 2088 and encodes 678 amino acids. Gene Ontology annotation, biological process: proteolysis. NCBI's taxonomy places the organism in Eukaryota, Metazoa, Arthropoda, Branchiopoda, Diplostraca, Daphniidae. Gene Ontology annotation, molecular function: peptidyl-dipeptidase activity; metallopeptidase activity. The transcript is spliced from 14 exons. Gene Ontology annotation, cellular component: plasma membrane. The record is from RefSeq and is a predicted model, not a curated record.